AUGACCCUCCGAAAAACCAGCCAUCUCCUCCGCAACUUCAUCGACGACAAUAGAAUCCGAACACCCACAACCUCAACCAUCAUUCAACUCACUUUCAAUCAAAAUUCAAUCCAAAUGAUGCUGAAAAUCGGUGAAAACCAGAAACCAGUCUUCCUCACCUAUUCCAACCACGAAAAUGGGUGUGAACUUUCCUAUCGGAAUUCGAAAAAAAUUCUGGAAAUGUCUGAUUAUUUGAAAAUUUUCGAGACGGAUUUCCAGCUUGUUCUGAGUCAUCAAAACAGUAAAAAUUCAAGACUGGAAUUUCUCAUCUCUCGGAGAAUAUUUAGUCUUAACGAGAAUAUUCUGGAAAUGUUGAGGCGUACUGUACCUAUGAAAGUGCAAGAUCUCACUUUGCAUGUGUCAGCCGAGAUCCAGGUUUCUGAUUUUCUGAAUCUUAUCGAAUCAAGUCAUCUGACCUCCUUGACUGUAGUUGGUACUAACAUAGAUGAGUCUCAACUAGAAAACUUGAACAGUCUCAAAAAACUUCAAAUUGGCAACUCUAUCACUGACAUCCCUUUGGCAAGACUGACAAAUUUGGAGGAAGUGAUAAUAAAGUAUCGAUUUGUGAAGUUCGAAGAUGUACUAUUUUUGAAAGAGCUUUUCUGCACUGGACCACUCGACGAUAAAAACUCCUUUUCGAUUAAUCUGACUGGAGGAUCUCCAAAUCGCAAGGAACUCACCGCUACGCUGAGCCCACUGACUGAUGAAGUGGAUCACUGGUACUACCGAGCCGCUAUAAAUUCUGAAAAGCUGCUUUUCAUUGGGCUGGGAGCAAGAUGGCUGAGAUUUUCGUAA
This is a messenger RNA of Caenorhabditis remanei, 834 nucleotides long. RefSeq lists its product as uncharacterized. The record is from RefSeq and is a predicted model, not a curated record. The transcript has 2 exons. NCBI's taxonomy places the organism in Eukaryota, Metazoa, Nematoda, Chromadorea, Rhabditida, Rhabditidae. Bases 1 to 834 code for a protein of 277 amino acids.